Molecule: messenger RNA, 5344 nt
Organism: Motacilla alba alba
Lineage: Eukaryota; Metazoa; Chordata; Aves; Passeriformes; Motacillidae
Gene: RASGRF1
Product: Ras protein specific guanine nucleotide releasing factor 1
Exons: 27
Coding region: 321-4094 (1257 amino acids)
Biological process (GO): positive regulation of GTPase activity; Ras protein signal transduction
Cellular component (GO): plasma membrane
Molecular function (GO): protein binding; guanyl-nucleotide exchange factor activity
Source: RefSeq, a predicted model, not a curated record
GCAGCCGAGGAGGGCCGCGGCUCCGCUCGGCUCGGCUCGGCGCGGCGCGGCUCCGCUCGGCGCUGCCGGUCCCCGGUGCCGCCGCCGUCACUCGCCCCGCCCGUGCGCGGUUCGGCGCGGCGGGGUGCGGGACGCGGCGCUCACCGGCACAGCGGCGGCCGGGGCUCAGCGGGGCCGGGCCCGGGAUGCGCGCCCGGCGGCUCCCCGGGGGCAGCGGGGGCCGCUGAUGCUGCGGGGACCGCGGGGUCUGCGGGGGCGGCGGGGGUGGCUCGGCGCGGCCCCGCCCGCGGCGGGGGCCAUGUGAGCGCGGAGCCGGCAGGAUGCAGAAGGGGAUGCGGCUCAAUGACGGGCACGUCGCCCACCUGGGGCUGCUGGCGAAGAAGGACGGGGCCCGGCGCGGAUACCUGAGCAAGCGGAGCGCCGACAACACGAAAUGGCACACCAAGUGGUUCGCGCUGCUCCAGAACAUGCUCUUCUACUUCGAGACCGACUCCAGCUCCCGGCCCUCGGGGCUCUACCUGCUCGAGGGCUGCGUCUGCGACCGCGCGCCCUCCCCCAAGCCCCCCCUCUCGGCUAAGGACUCCCUGGAGAAGCAGCACUACUUCACCGUUAACUUCAACCAUGAGAACCAGAAGAGCCUGGAGCUGAGGACGGAGGACGCCAAGGACUGCGACGAGUGGGUGGCAGCCAUAGCUCACGCCAGCUACAGGAACCUGGCGACGGAGCACGAGGCGCUGAUGCAGAAGUACCUCCAUCUCCUGCAGAUCGUGGAGACGGAGAAGACUGUUGCCAAGCAACUCCGGCAGCAGAUCGAGGACGGGGAGAUCGAGAUCGAGCGCCUCAAGGCCGAGAUCGCGUCCCUGCUCAAGGACCACGAGCGCAUCCAGGCCAGCCAGAGCAGCGCGCCCAGCGACGACGACAGCGACAUCAAGAAGAUCAAGAAGGUGCAGAGCUUCCUGCGGGGCUGGCUGUGCCGGAGGAAGUGGAAGACCAUCAUUCAGGACUACAUCAGGUCCCCCCACGCCGACAGCAUGCGCAAGAGGAACCAGGUGGUGUUCAGCAUGCUGGAGGCCGAGGCCGAGUACGUCCAGCAGCUCCACAUCCUGGUCAACAACUUCCUGCGGCCGCUGCGCAUGGCCGCCAGCUCCAAGAAGCCGCCCAUCACCCACGACGACGUCAGCAGCAUUUUCCUCAACAGCGAAACAAUCAUGUUUUUGCACCAAAUUUUCUACCAAGGCCUGAAGGCACGGAUCUCCAGCUGGCCCACGCUGGUGCUGGCCGACCUGUUCGACAUCCUGCUGCCCAUGCUGAACAUCUACCAGGAGUUUGUGCGGAACCACCAGUACAGCCUGCAGAUCCUGGCGCACUGCAAGCAGAACCGCGACUUCGACAAGCUGCUCAAGCACUACGAGGCCAAGCCUGACUGCGAGGAGAGGACCCUGGAGACCUUCCUCACCUACCCCAUGUUCCAGAUCCCCAGGUACAUCCUGACCCUGCACGAGCUGCUGGCUCACACGCCCCACGAGCACGUGGAGAGGAACAGCCUGGAUUAUGCCAAGUCCAAGCUGGAAGAGCUGUCCAGGAUCAUGCACGAUGAAGUGAGCGAGACUGAAAACAUUCGGAAAAACCUGGCAAUAGAGAGGAUGAUCAUCGAGGGCUGUGAGAUCCUGCUGGACACCAGCCAGACCUUCGUCAGACAAGGCUCCCUGAUCCAGGUGCCGAUGUCGGAGAAGGGCAAGAUCACGCGGGGCCGGCUGGGCUCGCUGUCGCUCAGGAAGGAGGGCGAGCGCCAGUGCUUCCUCUUCUCCAAGCACCUCAUCAUCUGCACCCGCGGCUCCGGGGGCAAGCUGCACCUCACCAAGAACGGCGUGAUCUCCCUGAUCGACUGCACGCUGGUGGAGGAGCCCGAGAGCACCGACGAGGACGCCAAAACAGGACAAGACAUUGACCACCUCGACUUCAAAAUCGUGGUGGAGCCGAAGGAUUCCUCAUCUUUCACCGUCAUCCUCGUGGCCUCGUCCAGGCAGGAGAAGGCUGCGUGGACCAGUGACAUCAGCCAGUGCGUGGACAACAUCCGCUGCAACGGGCUGAUGAUGAACGCCUUCGAGGAGAACUCCAAGGUCACCGUGCCCCAGAUGAUCAAGUCUGAUGCCAGCUUGUAUUGUGAUGAUGUUGACAUUAGGUUCAGUAAAACGAUGAAUUCCUGCAAGGUCCUGCAGAUCCGCUAUGCCAGUGUGGAGCGGCUGCUGGAGAGGCUGACGGACCUGCGCUUCCUGAGCAUCGACUUCCUCAACACCUUCCUGCAUUCCUACCGCGUCUUCACCACCGCCCUCGUCGUCCUCGACAAGCUCAUCACCAUCUACAAGAAGCCCAUCAGCGCCAUCCCUGCACGGUCCCUGGAGCUCCUGUUUGCAAACAGCCAGAACAACAAGCUGCUCUACGGGGAGCCCCCCAAGUCCCCCCGAGCCAACCGCAAGUUCUCGUCGCCGCCGCCGCUGUCCAUCAGCAAGUCGUCGUCGCCCAGCCGCCGCAGGAAGCUGUCCCUCAACAUCCCCAUCAUCACGGGCGGCAAGGCGCUGGACCUGGCGGCGCUGAGCUGCUCCUCCAACGGCUACGCCGGCGUCUACUCCUCCAUGGCCCCCUUCAGCAAGACCACUCUGGACAUCAACAAGCUCUACGUGUCCAGUAGCUACCCCAACAAGAUCCCGGACGAAGGGGAAGCGGCCUCGGAAAAGCACGAGGAGUCCCUGCCGGGCAAGCAGAGCUCAGAGGUGUCUGUCAGGGAAGAGUCGGACACGGAUCCCAACCACAGCGAUGAAGCAGAGGCUGAAGCUUCCCCAACGAAAUCUCCAACGACUCCCAAGUCCAUCAAGUGCAAAAAUUCAUCAGAUUUCUCGCUGUUUUCCUACAACAACGGCAUGGUCAUGACGUCCUGCCGGGACCUGGACAGCACCCGCAGCGCCCUGUCUGCCACCUCCGCCUUCGCCAUCGCCACGGCGGGGGCCAACGAGGGCACCCCCACCAAGGAGAAGUACCGCAGGAUGUCCCUGGCCAGCGCAGUUUCAGGCUUCCCGACGGACCAGCGGAACGGGGACAAGGAGUUCGUGAUCCGCAGAGCGGCCACCAACCGCGUGCUGAACGUGCUGCGGCACUGGGUGUCCAAACACUCCCAGGACUUUGAGACCAACGAGGAGCUGAAGUUCCGGGUGAUUGGCUUCCUGGAGGAGGUCAUCCACGACCCCGAGCUCCUGACGCAGGAGAGGAAAGCGGCCGCCAACAUCAUCAGGACCUUGACGCAGGAGGAUCCAGGAGACAACCAGAUCACCCUGGAGGAGGUUGUGCAGAUGGCCGAGGGGGUCAAAGCAGAGCCCUUUGAAAACCAUUCCGCCCUGGAGAUCGCAGAACAGCUGACGCUGCUGGAUCACCUGGUCUUCAAGAAGAUCCCAUAUGAGGAAUUCUUUGGGCAAGGCUGGAUGAAGCUGGAGAAGAACGAGAGGACUCCGUACAUCAUGAAGAACACGAAGCACUUCAAUGAUGUCAGCAACCUGAUCGCGUCGGAGAUCAUCCGCAACGAGGAGAUCAACGCGCGCGUCAGCGCCAUCGAGAAGUGGGUGGCGGUGGCCGACAUCUGCCGCUGCCUGCACAACUACAACGCCGUGCUGGAGAUCACCUCCUCCCUCAACCGCAGUGCCAUCUUCCGCCUCAAGAAAACCUGGCUCAAGGUCUCCAAGCAGACGAAGGCUCUGAUUGAUAAGCUCCAGAAGCUGGUGUCGUCGGAGGGCAGGUUCAAGAACCUGAGGGAGGCACUGAAAAAUUGUGACCCCCCGUGUGUCCCCUACCUGGGCAUGUACCUGACGGACCUGGCGUUCAUCGAGGAGGGCACCCCGAACUACACCGAGGACGGCCUGGUGAACUUCUCCAAGAUGAGGAUGAUCUCACACAUCAUAAGGGAGAUCCGCCAGUUCCAGCAAACCUCCUACAAGAUCGAGCACCAGCCCAAGGUGACGCAGUACCUGCUGGACCAGUCGUGCGUGAUGGACGAGGAGUCCCUGUACGAAGCUUCUCUGCGGAUAGAGCCCAAGCUGCCUUCGUGAGCGGCGCGGCCGCCGGACACUCGCUGUACCCCUGUACAUAGCCACGCUCCACGGCGCCCUGGAGCGACCCCCAGUCUGUGCUCCCCCGCCCCCGCCCCGGCCGCGCCCGCGUAGGAUCCCCCGCCCCGCCACGGUGUAACGCGCCGACACUCCGCUGGAGCUCCGGGCUCUGUUCCAUGGUGUUACUUUUGUCAUUUGUUCCUCCUGGGGGGCUGGUGGUCGGGCAGGUGAGCCCUGUGGGGCAGGUGAGUCCCCGUGGGGCAGGUGAGCCCCGUGUCCCUGUGGGGCAGGUGAGCCCUGUGUUCCGAUGGGGCAGGUGAGUCCCUGUGUCCCUGUGGGGCAGGUGAGCCCUGUGUCCCCGUGGGACAGGUGAGCCCUGUGUUCCGAUGGGGCAGGUGAGUCCCUGUGUCCCUGUGGGGCAGGUGAGCCCUGUGUCCCUGUGGGGCAGGUGAGCCCUGUGUCCCCAUGGGGCAGGUGAGCCCCGUGUCCCUGUGGGGCAGGUGAGCCCUGUGUCCCCAUGGGGCAGGUGAGCCCUGUGGGGCAGGUGAGCCCUGUGUCCCCGUGGGGCAGGUGAGCCCGGUGUCCCCGCGGGCAGGUGAGCCCGCUGUCCCGCGGGGCUGGGGGGCAGCACAGAGCAGCUCUCCCUCGGGCCGUGCCGGCGGUUCCAUCCUGGCUGUGUAAGGCGGCAGAAGGGAGCGCGUUAAAGGCUGUCCCUCGGUGCGAGCUGCCCUCCGUGUGUGCGCCCCCCUGGCGCUGGGGGGCCCGGCUGCUGCCCUGCUGCCCCCGAAGCUGGGAAGAUGGAAGCAUCCCCUCGCCUCUCCUCGCUGCAUCCGGCUCCUGUUGAUAUGCUGUAGAUCCGUACCCUUGUGCCCACUCUGAGUACCAUGACGUAGAGUUAGAGAUGACGAGUGUUUUUAUUACAUCUACUGUAAUCCUGGCUAACCAGCCGCUAGCAGGAUAUGGUAAUGUAGUGCUUAUUCUGUGAAUAGUACCUGGGUUUUUUACAUUGUACAGUCCCUGACACGGUUCCCCGGCAGUGGCAGGCAUGCUCCACUCACACAACACUUGCUGUAAGCAAUACCUCGUGGUAUGGGAAUUCUCUUUCAAGCCCUAGAACUAUUUCAACUUACAGCUUGUUUGGGAAAAAAAAAAAAGAGAAAAAAAAGAUAUUUCCUUUUUUUUUUUUUUUUGUAAAAAUAUAUGUUUCCUGAUUACCUCUUGCUAAUAAAUCUAUUCUAUCUCAGGGUGAA